This is a messenger RNA of Sebastes umbrosus (honeycomb rockfish), 3518 nucleotides long. It is a transcript of the gene def8, whose product is annotated as differentially expressed in FDCP 8 homolog. Lineage: Eukaryota; Metazoa; Chordata; Actinopteri; Perciformes; Sebastidae. The transcript is spliced from 11 exons. The record is from RefSeq and is a predicted model, not a curated record. Bases 695 to 1939 code for a protein of 414 amino acids.
GGAGGAUGGAUGAUUGGGGACAGGAGAAAGUCACCGGGGCAGGGCAGGUAAUCACACAGGUGAGAAACACACAAGGGUAGGAAGUCAUGUAUCGGAAACAAGAGACAAGGGUGAGUUUACCAAAAUAAAACAGGAAUAACAACUGAAAUACUGGAAACAAAGAAAACAUAAAUUUACCUUUAACACAUGACUGGGAUGUAACAGAUGGGUGCUGCAGUGGGAUGUGUGUUCUGCUUUUCUAAAUGUCAUCUACUUGCAGAGGUAGACUUUCUGCCAUUACAGUGCCAAAUACAGUGAGUCUGCUAUGUGCUUAAGUCAUGCCACUAUGGCUCACUCGCUGUAUGGGGCAGCGAAUCCCUCCUGAAAACUGAUUUUGACAAAUUAUUUCCCUCAAAUAUUUGCACAGGUUAAACAGUUUUCAUCUAGUUCAGAGCAGAUCCUAGCACAAAGAACAAGCACACUGCACUGUUGUGAGUAACUCUAAGCUUAUGGAAAAGGAAGUGGGAAAUAUGAUAACUGAACCAGAGGAAACGAAAAACGUAAGUGUAGGCAGUACUUUAGUAACACUUCCUGUAUUUCAGGAUUUGGGAAUUAAAGACUUUUUGUUGAAUUAGAAUCAUUUUGACAAGAAAGCCUGACACACUGAGCUGUGUUUCUCUUUCUGUCUGGCACCGAGAAGCUGAAUUCACCCAACAUGUUUUGUCCGGACGUGUACGCAGAAUCAAGGCCUGAGCUGUUCGCUGGGACCAGAACUCACAGUUCAGACCGGACCAUGGACCUGGGUCUAGCUGAGGACCACUUCUCAAGGCCAAUGGGUUCGUUUGUGGCUUCCGACAUUGAACAGCUGAAAAUAGCCAUAGAGGAGUGUAAAAAGCUGAUCUUGGAGCUGCCAGAGCACUCUGAGAGACAGAAGGACACUGUGGUGAAACUUAUCCACCUUCGUCUCAAACUACAGGAACUAAAGGACCCCGAGGAGGAUGAACCUAAUCUGAGAGUCCUACUGGAGCAUCGCUUUUCCAAGGAAAAGAGCAAGAGUGUGAAACAGACCUGUGACAAGUGUAGCACUAUCAUCUGGGGCCUUAUCCAGACUUGGUAUACCUGCACAGGUUGCUAUUAUCGUUGCCAUAGUAAAUGUAUGAACCUGAUCACCAAGCCCUGUGUCAGGUCAAAGGUCAGCCACCAGUCGGCGUACGAGCUCAGCAUCUGCCCUGAGAUAGGACUAGACCGCCAAGACUAUCGCUGUGCAGAAUGUCGCACACCUAUUUCACUGAGGGGCGUGCCGACUGAAGCCAGACAGUGUGACUACACAGGCCAAUAUUACUGCAGCACAUGCCACUGGAAUGACACCGCCAUCGUCCCAGCUCGUGUCAUCCACAACUGGGAGUUUGAAUCACGCAAGGUUUGUCGCUCCUCUAUGCGCUACCUGGCCCUGAUGAUCCCACGACCUGUGCUGAAGCUGAAAGAAAUCAACCCGCUGCUAUUCAACUUUGUGGAGGAACUGGUCGAGAUCAGGAAACUCCGUCAAGAUAUUCUGCUGAUGAAACCCUAUUUUAUUACCUGUAAGGAGGCCAUGGAGGCUCGACUAUUACUACAGCUACAAGAGCGGCAGCACUUUGUGGAGAACGAUGAUAUGUACUCACUACAGGAUUUGAUUGACAUCUCCAGUGGCAGACUCAGCUGUUCCCUCACAGAGAUCCACACCACAUUUGCUAAGCACAUCAAACUAGACUGUGAGCGUUGUCAGGCCAAAGGAUUCGUGUGUGAGCUGUGUAAAGAAGGAGACAUACUGUUCCCUUUUGACAGUCAUACCUCAGUCUGCCACGACUGCUCUGCUGUGUUCCACAGAGAUUGUUACUAUGACAACUCCACAACUUGUCCACGAUGUGCCCGAAUGACUGAACGCAAGCAGGACGAGGUGCCAGAUGCGAAAGAUGCAUAAAAGUAUGGAGAGGACCACCUGAUGUUACUGGAAAGUUGCACUUUGCCUCAUGUUGCGCUCUAGAAGGAGACUAGCGUUUCGUCUUUGUUUGUUUUGUGCGUAUGUUUAUACUGUAGUGUCCUUAACUUCAUGUGCACUACAUAAUGAAGCAAAGUACUUAGAAACCCAUCUGGAAAUUAAUAUAUAUAUAUUUUUUAUCCAACUUUUUAAUUCAUACUGAAAUUGGAUGUACUGAACACUGUGUAUGUGUGUUUGUGUGAGUGAUUCACGUUAGUGUGUGCGUCUGCUUGUAUAAAUGUACAAAAUAAAUGCCCUAUAGAGAAAAGCCACCUCCUCAAUAGGUGUUUAUGCAUGCAGGAGUCGUUGUAUAUUAACUAUUACAAGCCUCGACUGCAUUAACUUAUACUGCCAACUUUGCUGAAUACUAAAUUUUAAGGUUGCCAUAUACAAAAAGUGGUUUUGAAUUUUAAGGAUUAUACUACUCAAGCUUCCAAAGACUAAAUCACAGAAUUAUAUUAACCAGAAAUUUGCCUUUCAGCUUCCAGUUUUAUGUUUUUUAUUUCAAUAACAAAAUCUUGUAAACAUGCUUUUGAAAGUUAAUUGAGUGACCUUGCACUGAGCUAUCAUUUCCAAGCAUCCGUUUAUUAUUUAAUACAACUAAAAAUGCAUAGUGUUUAAUAAGUUUACAAUAAGAAAUAACUUAAAUUUGUUAGACUAUGAUGUUUACACAUAUUCCAUCUUCAACCCAACACUGUUUAUCUCACAAAUACUGCUCCUAAAGCAGUCCACACUUGUCGUCCUCCACUUUUGUCACAUUUUCAUUUUAGUCAUAAUCUGUUGAUCUGUUUUAACAUUUCAUAAGGUCUUAAGAAAAAUAUUUCCAUGCCUUAAAGCAAUAUUAAUUUUCAGGAUAAGCCUGCUUUGAGUGUCUUAAUUAUCAAUUAGCCACCCUGGAUACUGGAAGAAAAUUAUAUUGCUUGCAAUUUUUUGACAAGAAAGGUUGUGUCUAUACAAUUAGAGCCAUAAUUUGAAAUAUAAAUACAUAUAUUGGCAACAGAUAUACAGUAUAAUCAAAGCAUGCAUCACCAGUACAUUUUCUUAUAAGGAGAAUUGUUUAACUGAAAAAGAAAAGGAAUAUGGAAGUUAAAUGUGCUUUCCUUUUAUUCAAAACUGUGAACUCAUUGUAGACAGUUUGAUCUGUGUUUAAUCCGGUUCGGUUUAGUGUGUAGCAAAUAGAUGUGAAUACUCAUGAACAUUGUGUGCCUAAGAUGGUCAGGUUACAUACAGCUGUUAUCCAAACGUCUUAAUCAUGUUAAUGGUAUCAGUCUUAAUGUACCUAUAGCACAUGUUGUCCAGAGAUGACAAAGAUGUUAUGUGACACCUUUGGUAAUGUGUAAAUGUUGACCUCAAGUAUUUGUUUUAAAAUAAUGAGUUUUGGCUGUGUUAUCUCUCAGCAUGAUGUACUGUAUUCUGUUUUUUUCAAACUAAUGGACAUACAUGGCGUUGGUGAAAUCCAUGCCAUGUUGUAAAACAUGUGGAGUAUUGCAUGAAUAAAGUAAUGAAAUGCAUUAAAACUGAA